This is a messenger RNA of Colletotrichum costaricense, 2634 nucleotides long. RefSeq lists its product as uncharacterized. Lineage: Eukaryota; Fungi; Ascomycota; Sordariomycetes; Glomerellales; Glomerellaceae. The transcript has a single exon. The coding region runs from base 1 to 2634 and encodes 877 amino acids. The record is from RefSeq and is a predicted model, not a curated record.
AUGGGACACAAGACAAUUGCAAGCAGCCGUAUGACCAGGCUUGAUGCAACACAAGUACACGAUGGUGUCGCAUCAUCGAGGCCAUCUGCUGUCGCAUCAGCAAGGGUCGAUGAGGCCUCCAGAGACCUUGCAUAUCAAUUCCUUCACAUGAACCGCUCAUCCCGCCGCGCAUCCAUCGUCAACCACAACACCGACGUUUCCGAAAUGCCUUCACCUUGUGCAGUCUCUUUUGAGCGUCCGCUUUCUUGGACCUUCGAUACUCCGCUGCAAUCUGGAGACCGGCGCCACUCGUCGUUUGAAUCGGAAAACAUGCCUAGCCUGGCAUAUCGUGUCAAACCACAACAACCACAGCCACAUAACCCGAGGAAACACCAGAGGGGAAGCCCGUCAGUUGACAGCUUGGAAGAGCGGCCGGGUUCGACAGAGGAGAGACACUGCAAGAGGAUCUCGGGUGAUUCCGGCUAUGGGUCGGAUACGCGGCGACGAAGUCGUGACGGGAGCGGAGACUCUUCUGAGUAUCAGGACGUGAGGACCAGAGACGUCAAGAUCUAUCAGCGACCGGGGUCCAACAUCCUCAUACGCCGAUGCCCAUCACCUCAGUCGGACAGCGACGGGACCUUGGGUGUGCCGCGACGACGCAAGAGGCAUCUACGUAGACAUAGCGCCGUUGUCGUUACUCAUUCACCUAAUGAUCCAACUCCUGCACCGAAAGAGAUUAGACUUCCAACGCAGAAGACGAAAAUAUGCGAGGCACUAUCGAAGCAAGGCGAAAGAGUGGCGAUCAGCAGGGAAAGCCUGGACGCAGAGACGCAUAUAUAUGGCAGUGAUCUCUCCGUUUCCGUCAAAGGCCUGCGACGAAUGAAGGGAACCACGGCUCUGCGCGACCCAGUUGGUAGCCCACGACCCCCAACAUCGAGUAUCAGGGUCAUGAGAGCGCCUAGGGCCAUGAGGGCACCCAGCAUGACUUCAACGGACAUUCCGCCUGUCCCCGAGGAUAAUGCUCCAAAACAACAGCCUUCGCUCAUCGGAUCACCAUCCAUCCGGAGAAGUUCUACGUUUGGAGAUGACCUCACUCGGAGGGCUAUGAAUCGCUUAUCCCUUUUCGAGGACGCAGAUGGCCACCCCGUCUCCUUUACAGACCCACGCGCCGCUAGGCCGAGCCUACAUCUCGACACCUCAAUUGAAGCUCGCGCACAGCUUGAACGGCCCCUUCAGUCCACCUCACUUAAAUUGGCGCGACCUGUCUCCGGACCGCCCAACCUCCCUCUCAACUGGCACGCAAACCUGACACCUCGGCCAUCCUUCCUUGCCGUCGAGGAGCAGUCCGACUCUGCCAACGACAGUGGAGAUGAAUCAUCCAUCGAGUCGAGCGUCUUCUCGGUCCCGGACUCCCCCGUGGAGCCGUGUCAACUGAAUCGGGAUGAUCCAUUAGCAUCGCACAUGGACGUCAUUGUCGGCAACAUCUUUCAACGCUACCAAGAAUGGAACGUCCGCGAAAGGGGUGGACAAGGCCGACGAGCCUCGGGCCAACGCGUCAACACCAACACGCCCGACUCCGGUCGUUCGUCGAGGAAACGCUCGCACUCCGACGACCUACCCGACCAAGACGCCUCAGAUGGCGGGGACUCGAACGUGAUACCGGGAUUCAAGAAGCCAAAAGUCCCAUCGAACCCAUCGAAGUUGAUGUUUGCGUGCCCCUUUUGGAAGAAUGACCCCGAUAACCACCGCCAAUGCUAUAAGAAAGUUCUCAGCCAGAUAAAGUAUGUCAAAAGCCACCUCUACCGGUUUCAUGCCGCGCCCAUCACUUGCCCCUGCUGCGGCGCCGCCUUCCAGGACGAGGAAACGCGAGACCAGCACGCGCGUGCACGGCGCUGUGAGGUAGUUAGCGAGGGGUACAUUCCCAGCCACGAGGGCCUCUCCCAGGGUCGAAUGCGACAGGUCUCAAAGCGCGCGAACCCAAGCCACAGCCCGGAAGAGCAAUGGUUCACUAUCUGGGAUAUUGUAUUCCCUUCGAAGCCGCGGCCGUCGUCGCCGUAUAUCGAUGGAGUGCUGUCGGAGGACCUCUGCAGCUUACGAGAAUUCCAGACCAGUAUUGGGACGGAUAUGAUGCUGGAUUACCUAGCCUCGCGAGAUCCUGACUUCGCAAACGACGAAAGGAGGGCCGCCAUGUACGACCGCGUUGCAUUCAACCAGCUCCAGGAAAGGAUUUACGAGGCAUGGAUGGCGCGUCGCGGUCUCCGACAGAUCCACGAUGCCAACAUCUCCACGACGCCGCCGCGCACAGAGUCCGAUGAAGCAAGUCGUGCCUCCCCAGCCAACGGGGUUUCCUCUUCCAGGCGCGAAGACGAUCCGGCACAACAGCAGCGGAUGCAGACACAGACGCCGCCGCAGCUGCUGCAGCAGCAUCAAAGUUCACAGGAGGAGACGACGGCGAUGAUCCAGCCUACGCCCGUGCCGCCGGAUGUGGCUGUGCAGUUUACGGGCCAGGAUUUUGGGGAGGCUGAUUUCAGUCGCGAUGAUAUGUAUUAUGACACGCAUACGCAGGCGUUGUUUGCUGAUUUGAAUGGCUUGCUGCCUGGUGCUGGCCGGUCGGAAUUUGACCAGGGUGGGUUUGGACCGCCAUAUGUAAGGUAA